CGGUUCAAAAAGAUUUCCGGUUCAACGUUGUGACUUGCUUGUGUUUUGGACUUGUCUCGUUGGAACGCAGGCCUGGAUCUUAGCAAGCUAAUGAAAAGGCGUUAAAAAGUCCUUAAAUUAAUGUAGUUAAACAUCUUUACACAUUCAGUGACUAGAUUUUGCAAUCGAAGCACCAUGUCUGCUAACAGCCCGGCCAGCUAAAAGCUUCCUUUGGACGUGCACUUUGAGUCCACAAUGGGCAGCCACUUCCGAAGCUACAUCUGGGACCCUGUUCUCAUUGUGCUUCAAAUCAUCUUGAUGCAGUGCAUCUACUACAGCUUUCUCGGCUUGUGGUUGGCGGGUGUGGACAGCCUGGUGCCGACACAUGCUUCACUGGACCAAAUCUUUAGCUAUGAAGUCCUUGGAUUUGCACCGAUGUUGGGCAGGCUGUCAAUGAUGGCGUUCGCUUUGAACUCUCUUACCUGCGCUCUGGGCUUGUGGUUCUUCAUCCGACGAGGGAAGCAGUGCCUGGACUUCACCGUCACGGUGCACUUCUUCCAUUUGAUCAUCUGUUGGAUCUAUAACUCUCGCUUUCCCUCCUCCUUGUCCUGGUGGCUUGUCAACUUGGCCUGCAUGGCAUUGAUGGCAGUCAUCGGAGAGUACUUGUGCAUGCGGACUGAGCUCAGAGCCAUUCCAGUCAAUUCUGGACCCAAGUCUAACCUUUGAAUUAUUUUUUUUUUUUUCUUGGCACUUUGCUGAAAAUGGACAGUUUGAGACAUCUUGAACGAACUGCUUGAAGAAAGCAAAUGUGGCACAUACAUCGGACUGUAUAUAUAAGCUCCACAUCAGAUGGCCUAUUUAUUAUUGAAUUUCCAUUCAGCUAUGGACAGUUUUUCUCUGCAUCUUCUCUAUGAACUCGUGUGAACUGCUGCAUUAGAUUUCUUGGUUCUUGUUUUUUCUGGUUAAAUAUAUUUGUUCUCAGAGGGGGGGAGGAGUGUAAACUGUUAGUCAAAUGUCUUUGCAUGACUGCAACCUAGUUUGAGUUGGAAACAAACAUUGGAGCAAUCCUCACAUAACAAAACAGUAGCAGUUACUAUUUUAUUUAAUUUUUUAAAAUAAAAAGUAGUGUAUAAUUGAAAUCAAAUGUGUGAAUAAGGUGUCCCCGGUCAGAGUGAAUUUUACUCCCUGUGGUCAAGGUCAAAUUGGGCUAGUAUUUUUUUAUUUUUAACCAAAUGUUUUUAGCAUUUUACGCAGCAAGUGUUUGUUUUCCUCUUCCCUUGUCAUAAUAUAUUCAGACAACAUGAGGGCCUCUUUGGGAGGUUUUUGUCUGCUUUCAGCUGUGUCAUGACAGCACAAUGUCUCUGUUCCAGACAAGUCUUUGACGAGCUGCAAAAAUAUUUGAUUGAGCGACGCAAAUAGUUCUGGAGCAGUUUUAGGGCAGUCUUUCCUUCAAGCUUUUAAAACACUAGCUUAAUGAAUUUUGAAGUUCCUCUACGUUAACUCGUUUGACGAUACAGCUUUACAUAAAUCCUUCUAUAAUUAAAGCUGUGAUUUUACAUUACAACUAAAUUGUAAUGAUUUGACAAAGUGGUGAUGCUAUUCCAAGAAAGUUAUUUUAUGAGCAAUGCAUAAGUGUCCAGCUGGAUUAAGAUGAGAGGUUGACAUUUUUACACUAUUGCCCUCAAUACUCUCUCUUACAGUCAGCCUAAACAUUAACCCCGCUGCACCCAAAAAAAAAAAAUCCCAUACCACCCAGUAUUUGAACUCUGGUUUAUGUGUUAUUUUAAUACAAAGAAGCUGAGAUAUGGACCUAUUAUUGACAUUAAAAAAAGUCUGCUUUUUUUAAUAAAACACUACCAAUUCACA
This is a messenger RNA of Syngnathus acus (greater pipefish), 1845 nucleotides long. RefSeq names its product SYS1 golgi trafficking protein (gene sys1). The transcript has 4 exons. Gene Ontology annotation, cellular component: Golgi membrane; trans-Golgi network. The coding region runs from base 235 to 705 and encodes 156 amino acids. Gene Ontology annotation, biological process: Golgi to plasma membrane protein transport; Golgi to endosome transport; protein localization to Golgi apparatus. The record is from RefSeq and is a predicted model, not a curated record. NCBI's taxonomy places the organism in Eukaryota, Metazoa, Chordata, Actinopteri, Syngnathiformes, Syngnathidae.